Pocillopora meandrina is the source of this 719-nucleotide messenger RNA. Lineage: Eukaryota; Metazoa; Cnidaria; Anthozoa; Scleractinia; Pocilloporidae. The record is from the annotation of a GenBank genome assembly.
UGGCAUUUUGAAUAUCAACCAAAAGGUUUCUGUUUUUGUGGCUGGCUGCGGAACACGGCCGGAUGUGACACACUUCUUGUUGGAAGACCUGCAAACUUCUUAAAGUCCGAUGUGGAGAAGAAUUCUGACCUGUUUUAUAAAGAUGUAAGUGAGAGAGCGACAAUGCUGACCUAGGGCUCAGGUAGCCAUUUAUUAGACAAGAGAAAAAACAUGAGGAAAUUAUGCAGAAUUUGCCCUAGUCACAUUGCCAUAGAUCUUCAUAAAAGCACUCUUCCUGAAAAAGUUUUCUGAAAGUAGUUGUAAAGGUUGAAAAGUGUGCCCUUUCAUUCACAAAUCCGCUUAACAGCACCCUCCUCCUAUUGAAAAGGCCCCCUUUCUAUCUCUUCGACCAUACCAUGAGUUUAUUUAAGUGCAAUGAACUAUAAUAUUGAAAAAAAUUAGACAACUGCUAGUAAAAAAAGUAAAAAGUAAAAAGCAACUUGCUACCGUAGCCAAAAAUUGUGUAGGAAAAAAAAAAAGGAUAGAAAUGAAAACUGCAUUAUGUAGUAAGAUGAAAAGGUCAGUUAGUACCAGAUGCAGUGGUAUAAACAUUUACAGGUGUUGAAAGUUAAUUUACAUGGUGAAAGUUGCUCUCCCUGUUGAUUAUUUUUUAGAUUGCUGAUGGAGCAAAUGGAAUUGUGACAGGUAGACUUGGAUGUUUUGAGAAUCCUUUGGGAUAG